UUAAUCACCGUAAAGCAGCGAGAACUCGCGCAGGUGGAAAUCCCGCAAAGAUCCACCGUAAACUGCCGAUAAAGUCUCAGAAACGCCCGGACGGUGAUCGGUGAUGGCGCUUUAAUGGUUUGAGCGACGGAGCUGCGGGAAUCAGCGAGCUGAGCUUCAUCUUCAUCAGUUUGACCGCAGACUGCGACGGAACCGAGCCUGAGCCGCGUGUGUGUUCGACAUGCCGAGCAAGAAGAAGAAAUACAACGCCAGAUUCCCUCCGAUCAAGCUCCAGAGACUGAAUGACUGCACAGUCUUUGUGUUUGGUUUUGCAGGCCAGGAUCAAGAAGAUCAUGCAGACGGAUGAAGAAAUCGGAAAAGUCGCCGCAGCAGUUCCUGUCAUCAUCUCUCGUGCUCUGGAGCUCUUCCUGGAGUCUCUGCUGACCAAAGCGUGUCACGUCACACAGUCACGCAACGCCAAGACCAUGACCACCUCACACCUGAAGCAGUGCAUCGAGCUGGAGCAGCAGUUUGACUUCCUGAAGGAUCUGGUGGCGGCGGUUCCUGACAUGCAGGGCGAGGGAGAGGAGAACCACACGGAGGGAGAGAAGAUCCCACGCAGAGGUCGUAAGCCCGGCUCAAGUCGUAAGAACGGAGGCACUGGAGCCAAAGGCAAAGACAAGAAACUCUCAGGCACCGAAUCCGAGCAAGAGGAUGAUUCAGAGGAGAGUGAGACGGACGGAGAGGAGGACGAGGACACGUCUCAAACCAGCACAAACACACAGCCGGCAGUGUUCUUCCACAGCGCGGCGCGGGGGUCUCCGCAGGCGUCUCUGAUGACUUCUGUCCCUCUCCCGCUCCAGACGCAGGACGAGGACGAGGAGGACUACGACUCCUAGCUGCUCUUCUCACACACACAUCCUCCAUCACACACCUCUUAGGUUUUUUAAUCUUAUUUUAUUGAGGCUGUUUUAUUGAGUCGGCCUGUCUUUCCUCCUCUUUUUCUUUGGAUGAACGGCCCAGAAGCGAGUCCCGUGUGUCUUUGGUUGUCCUCCGUCUUCGGUCCUGUUUUAAGAGCAUAUCACUCGAGAUGUUUUGGUUGGUUUUAGCAGCGGAUGCUCCUUGAGUUUUUGUGUUGGAAGGGAAAUACAGAGCGGACAGUUCUGUUCUUUUGCUUUUGUGACUUCUUCUGUUUCUGGUUUUUGUCCUUUUUAAGCUAGUUUUACGAUUAAAGCUUGUGUCUUGCAGCGAUGAAACUGUCCAGCGGCGCUUUCAUGCAGUUUUAACUGGUUCUGUUCCAGGUUGUUCAUCGGAUGUUGGUUUGGUUUGAGAGCACUCUCUGUUCAUUUCCCCGUCGAUGCACAUUUGUCUCUGAUUUCCCCUUUGUUUUAUAUCUUUUAGUCUCUUAAUGUUUGUGACGCUGGAGAGAGUCUCGUGACUUCUCUCGUCUGUUCGCUUUUAACCUUCUCUUGAUUUUGUAUGAGUGAAAUAAACUUUGAGGUUUGAGUAA
Carassius gibelio (silver crucian carp) is the source of this 1489-nucleotide messenger RNA. RefSeq names its product dr1-associated corepressor. Gene Ontology annotation, cellular component: negative cofactor 2 complex; nucleus. Gene Ontology annotation, molecular function: transcription corepressor activity; protein heterodimerization activity; core promoter sequence-specific DNA binding. Lineage: Eukaryota; Metazoa; Chordata; Actinopteri; Cypriniformes; Cyprinidae. Gene Ontology annotation, biological process: positive regulation of transcription by RNA polymerase II; negative regulation of transcription by RNA polymerase II; transcription by RNA polymerase II. The coding region runs from base 282 to 878 and encodes 198 amino acids. The transcript is spliced from 7 exons. The record is from RefSeq and is a predicted model, not a curated record.